GAACAUUUUUACUUGAUUUAAAAAUAAAAUAUCUACAAGCAAGCUCCCGCCAAAACAGAUCCAAACUAAUAUUUCACGAUCACCUCUCUUCAGUCGCGCUCUUCGUCUCAGAUUCGCGCUUUGCGAGAGUGUAAGCAUACAUGUGUGUGUGUCUGUGUGUGUGAGUGUGUAUGUGAGAUGUCGGUGCUCGGCGUGUGCUUCAAGUGCUGAAACUCAUGAACGAAAAUAUUGCGCUUGAUAGUCGGGGAAUCGAACUCGAAAGAGCGACAACGCGUUUUAGAUUUUGUUUUUUUGUUUGUUUUAAAUGUUUGUUUUUUGUUGUUUCUCGUCAUUUUUAUCGUCGUUAAUUUUGCGCGCGCAACGACUCGGCAAGUUCGGAAAUCCUGACAGCUUCCAUCUGCAAUAAUCAAUAAUGUUCGGCUACGCGACGUGACAAUUAAUGCUACUAACGCAGCAGCAGGGGCAGAGGCAGAGGCAGAGGCAGCGGGCACGGCACCAUCGAAUUUCAAUUAACAAAAUAAGCAAAGCACCAAAAAUAUCAACAUAAUAGAAACAUAAUUAGCCAUUAGCCCCGUACCGAGCCCGAGUACAACAGCGCCGCAGCGUAGUCGACCGAGCCACGUUCGUUGCUCACAAAAUUCGGCCACAAAUUCGCACAUUGUUGCACGUGCUCCGCUGGCGGUUGAUUGACGACUGACAGCUUCAGUAGUUGAAGCAGCUCUACGGCCAGCGACAGCCCGCCAUGCGGACGGAGUCGGCAAUGGAAGCAGCAGAGGACCAUCAGCUGCUACGCACAAUCGCAUUGCGAUCGGACCGCACAGGCGCUGAUAUCGAUGCGGAUGACAGUGUCCUGCGAUACUCAUUCAAAGGCAGUCCGCCGGAGCUCUACUCGCCCAAGAAGGAAUUCAUCUACACUCACGCGCUCGUCGAGAAACAGCUUGUGCUGAAGAAGACCUGCGAAUGGUGGUUCUACAAGCAUAAAAAUAUCCGCAACAUGUCGACACACUGGCGCCAGCACGCGUUAAUAUGGAUCAGCGUUGCGCUCUUGCUGAGCCUGUUCGGCCUCUUUAUCUUCUUCAUUUGCGGCACGCCCAGCGAUAGCAGUCCCAAGCGUCUCUAUGAGGUGGAAGAGCCCAUGAACUUUUUAAACGACACGAUUAUUAUCAACCGGAGCGAUGAACGCGUUACGGAAAACGGCUACAAAUUUGACAGCCUACAAUAUCCGGAGGGCGACAAUCUCAGCGCCUUUGUAUCGCCACAAAAGAUACACAACAUUAGCCUCAAUGCCGAGGAUAUGCUCUACGAAUCRAAACGACAGAGCAGCAGCAGCAGCAACAGCAGUCUGAAGGAUACGACCUCAGCCUUCAGCAUGACGGGCACGUUCCGCAGACAGUCCAGCCAGAUCUGGGAUCCACAUCCGGAGUACUUGCUGCACGUGUUCGGCAAGGUGCUGCACCUCAUGCUGCACCAGGACACCUCGUUCAUACCAUCGAACACAUUUCGAGUGAUUCGCAUACUCAACAAUCACACCGAGGAGUCGAAGCACGAGCCGGAGGAGGAGAGCGGCCACUUUCUGGGCUGCUAUUACAAGGGUUACGUGGAUGGCGAUAAUCAAUCAGCAGUGGCCGUCUCUCUCUGCGGCGGCAUGACUGGUUAUAUAAAAACCAGUUUCGGCACGAUGCUCAUUCAGCCGGUCAAUCAGACGGACAGCGACCAGAUUUUGCAUCGCGUCUGGCGGCACUCGCAGCGCAGUCCUAGACACGCUGUCUCCGAUUUUGAUCUGGAGCUCGCGGCGCUCGACAUGGCGGCGAGCAUGCCACAGCGGCUCACGCGACAAAAGCGCCACUUUCCGAAUCUGGACAAUCAGGUCUACACGCUGGAGGUGCUCAUUGCCGUUGACAGCACCAUGUUCGAGUUCCAUGGCAAAGACCUCAGGUCCUACAUUCUCACGCUGUUCUCAAUCGUAUCGAAUAUCUUUGCGGAUGCCAGCAUUGGCUACUCCAUAAAGCUGUCGCUGCUCAAUCUGGUGGAGUUCAACUCGGAUGCGCGCCACGGACCCGAACAUGCCAGCUCCACCAACGAGAAACUCAAUAACUUCUGCUCGGAUCUAACCAGACGGGGCAUUCACUACGACACCAGCAUACUUAUCACGCGCGAUAAGAUUUGCAACAAUGAGCGAGACGAGCGCUGCAGAACUCUGGGUCUGGCCGAGCUGGGCACGCUCUGCAAGGCUCGCUCCUGCUCCUUUGUGCAGGACAAUGGCCUGGCCGCCGCCUUCACGAUUGCCCACGAACUGGGCCACAUCUUCAACAUGCCGCACGACGAUGACGACCGUUGCAAGCCGUACAAUAUGAAGUCGGGCACGCUGCACAUCAUGUCCAGCGUCAUGGGCGACAAUAUGUACCCGUGGUCAUGGUCCAAGUGCUCGCAGCACUAUGUCUCCGAGUUUCUCGAAAAAAUGGACAAGUCCUGCCUGGAGAACACGCCAUCCUCGUACAUAAGGGAAGAGAGCACGAAGCAGCCUGGAGAGAUUUAUUCGCUGGACCAUCAGUGUCGUCUGAUACAUGGCAACCAGAGCACCCAUUGCUUCUCGGAGGUGGAGUGCAAGAAACUUUUCUGCAACGCCAACACGCAUCCCAACGGGCUCUGUCGUUCCAGCAACUUGCCCUGGGCAGAUGGCACGCCCUGCAACAGCAACAGCAAGAACGGAUUCUGGUGUCAGAAGGGUAAGUGUGUGCCACGCUCGGGCACUGGGCUACGCGUGGUGCACGGCGGCUGGGGUCCCUGGGACGCCUUCACGCCAUGCAGCCUGUCGUGCGGCGGCGGCGUGCAGCACUCGCGCCGUGAGUGCAACAAUCCGGCGCCCCAAAACGGUGGCAAGUACUGUGUGGGCAGCCGCAAGAAGUACCGCUCCUGCAACACCCACAACUGUCCGCCAGGCACCGUCGAGCCGCGCGAGCAGCAGUGCUACGAUAUGUACGGCAAAAAGAAGAUUCCGGGCGUGAGCCCGUCCUCCAAGUGGGUACCGAAAUAUGGACUGAAUACCCAUGAGAUGGACAAGUGCAAGCUGUAUUGCCGCAUCGAGGACAACACCGCCUACUUUCUGCUGAAGGACGUCGUCACGGACGGCACCAACUGCAACGUGGACAGCUUUGACAAGUGCGUCAACGGCAUCUGCCGGCCGGCAGGCUGCGACAACGAACUCAACUCCAUUGCCAAGCUAGACAAAUGCGGUGUUUGCGAGGGACGCAACGAUACGUGCGAGGAAUACACCGGAAACGUGUACGUCUCAGAUUUGCUGAAGCAAAAGAAACCCUCACAGAGCCUCUUCUAUGUCGCGACAAUACCAAAAGGUGCCUCAAAUAUUGUUAUCACACAGCCCGGCUAUCCCGAUCAGAACUACAUUGUGUUGAGCAACGACAAUCAUGAUAAUCUGCUGAACAACGACAAAGUGGUAACGCCCUAUCCGAAGAAGACCACCUAUGCAGGCGUGACACUCGAUUACAAUGGCUCCAACAGCACCGUGGAGCGCGUCAACUCCACCUACUCAUGGAAGCUGACCCGUGAUCUGAUUGUUAAGGUCAUCUCGAUAGAUCUGAGUGCUGAUAAGGAUCAGAAUACGGUACUCAUUUCGUACACCUAUACUUUGGACAAGCCGUUCAUUGCGGAGGCUGAGGUGGAGAUCUAUCGCUGGCAAAUGCCAGCUUGGAGCAGCUGCGACUCACUCUGCCAGGGCACAAUGCAUCGCCAGGCCACCUGCAUAAGCACCACCCAGGGUCUAAAGGUGUCUUCCCAGUUCUGCGAGGAGUCGGCUAAGCCGAAGGCGGAGUCACGCAGCUGCAACACGGACUGCAUCCUAACAUUGAACACGACGAGCAUAUCAGAGUGCUCCGCGGCUUGCGGGGAGCUGGGCGUGCGUGAGAAGACCUUCAACUGUAUCCAGACAUUCCCGGAUAUUCAGCGCACGAAUAUCGUGGACAUGUCCUUCUGCCAGGCCAAGUUCGAGAUUGUGCGCCACGAGGAGUGCCGCGAGGGCUGCUGGAACUACACGGACUGGUCAACGUGCACCAAGACCUGUGGCACGGGUACCCAAGUGCGCGAGGUGCGUUGCUAUCUGAACCAUACGCCCGUUAGCGAUGAACUGUGCAAUCCGCGGACCAAGUACGCACUGAAUGAUCUGCUGCGCACCUGCAACAUGGAGCCCUGUCGCUUUUAUCCGGAUCCGAUGAUAAACCAACGCUCCGUGAUCGCCUGGGUGACGGGAGAGUGGGGCGAGUGCAGCGAAUGGUGCAAGAUGAACCGCACCGUGACCUGCUCCAGCAGCUACGGCGGCUACUGCCCGAAGGACAGGAUGCCCAAGGCGGCGCGCAAUUGCUGCCACAUCAAGUACGUCAGCGAAUGGGAGAAGUGCUCUGUGGUGUGCGGCUCGGGCAUCAAGCGCAAGGUGCAGAAGUGCGCCCGCGUCUACAAGUCAGAGGUGCGCGGCACGCCCAAGCGGCGAGAAUACGUGGCUGACUCCUUCUGCAAGGCGUUGGGCGUGCGCAAGCCAUCGCUGCGCAAGUCCAGCAAGAAGUGCUUCAUCAACUGCAAAUGGGAUGUGUCCGAGUGGACGCGCUGCACCAAGGACUGCACGGAGGAGUACCAGACGAGGUACGUGCACUGCGAGGCGUGGCCCGGCAACACGGUGGACGACAGGCACUGCGAUGCCAAAAAGCGACCGAUCCACAGGAAAAUAUGCACCAACUGUGCCAGAGUUCGCACCAAGGUGACCAGACCGUGCGAUUGCUCAGGCUACGAGCAGCGACGCAACUACUACUACGACUCAAAGAUGCGCAAGACGAGCAGACUGGCGAAGGUGAAGUGCACGCCGCCGCCCAGCUGCCGAAGAAGGAGCAUCAGCGGCAGUAAUCAGUCGAGGGCUGUGCAGGUGCGCCGGGCACAGACAUGCGCCGAUGUGCAGCAAAUGUAUUCCGUCUACAAGGAUGGCGAAUACACGCUGCAGGUGGGCUCACGGCAGGUGCGCAUCUACUGCCAUCAGAUGACCAGUCGGACGCCGCGAGAGUAUAUUACAGUGAAGCCGCAGGAGAACUAUUCCAUCUAUUAUGAGUACAAGACGCGACUGAACGACAGCUGUCCGCCGGCCUCGAGAGCCCACGAGUAUGCCAACGAUCAAAACUCGGGGCGGACGCACUUUGCCAAACUGCGGCUGAACAUCAGCGACCUGAGGAUCAUCGAGAACGAUUUCGAGUUUGCGGAAUCAAGGGGUCAGCGCCAAGCGCUGGGAUCAGCUGGCGAUUGCUACAAUCGCAACAUGAACUGUCCCCAAGGAGACUUUUCUAUCAGUCUGGAGCAUACGGGGUUUUUCUUGCGUCCGGGCACCGUGUGGAACACGUAUGGCAAUCGUGCGGUCAUGCAUCAAGCCAGCAGGUUCGACACAGCUUCGACGUCACGACGAGCAUUUUGUGGUGGCUUUUGCGGGCGCUGUCACAUAUCACCCGCGUCCGGACUGUACGUGGAUGUUCUGUGAUAAUGCGCCCGCAGCAAUUGAAAGUAGAGCAUAUGGGUUGGACGCCUUGUACAAAGAGCUCACGCAGAAGCAUGCAUAGGAGCAAAGUUAGA
This is a messenger RNA of Drosophila arizonae, 5619 nucleotides long. RefSeq names its product ADAM metallopeptidase with thrombospondin type 1 motif A (gene AdamTS-A). Gene Ontology annotation, molecular function: metalloendopeptidase activity; zinc ion binding. NCBI's taxonomy places the organism in Eukaryota, Metazoa, Arthropoda, Insecta, Diptera, Drosophilidae. The record is from RefSeq and is a predicted model, not a curated record. Gene Ontology annotation, biological process: extracellular matrix organization; proteolysis. Gene Ontology annotation, cellular component: extracellular matrix.